This is a messenger RNA of Tupaia belangeri chinensis (Chinese tree shrew), 1354 nucleotides long. RefSeq names its product Rho guanine nucleotide exchange factor 39 (gene ARHGEF39). Bases 36 to 1043 code for a protein of 335 amino acids. The record is from RefSeq and is a predicted model, not a curated record. Gene Ontology annotation, cellular component: plasma membrane. Gene Ontology annotation, molecular function: guanyl-nucleotide exchange factor activity. Gene Ontology annotation, biological process: positive regulation of cell migration. NCBI's taxonomy places the organism in Eukaryota, Metazoa, Chordata, Mammalia, Scandentia, Tupaiidae. The transcript has 9 exons.
GGCUGCGGCGGGAGGUGUUGACCACUCAUCCCAGCAUGGAGAGCCCCGGCCCCCGUGCGCGGUGCCCGGUGCUAGAGCAGCGAGCACGUUGGGAGCGGAAACGUGCCUGUACCGCCCGGGAGCUGCUGGAGACCGAGCGGCGCUACCAGGAACAGCUGGGGCUAGUGGCCACGUACUUCUUGGGGAUCCUGAAGGCCAAGGGGACUCUGCGACCACCAGAGCGCCAGGCCCUGUUUGGGUCGUGGGAGCUCAUCUACGGCGCCAGCCUAGAGCUGCUUCCUUUCCUGGAAGGAGGGUACUGGGGACAGGGGCUGGAGGGUUUCUGCCCCCAUCUGGAGCUCUACACCCUGUUUGCUGCCAAUGCAGAGAGAUCCCGGACCACCCUACAGGAGCAGCUAAAGAAAAACAAACGUUUCCGGAGGUUUGUGAGGCUUCAGGAAGGCCGCCCUGAGUUUGGGGGCCUUCAGCUCCAGGACUUGCUCCCUCUGCCUCUGCAGCGGCUCCAGCAGUAUGAGAACCUUGUUGUGGCUUUGGCUGAAAACACAGCUCCCAACAGCCCUGACUACCAACAGCUCACACGGGCUGCUCGGCUGAUAAGUGAAACUGCCCAGAGAGUCUAUGCCAUUGGUCAGAAACAGAAGAACGACCAGCACCUCCAGCGUGUCCAGGCUUUGCUCAGUGGACGCCGGGCAAAGGGGCUUACCUCAGGGCGUUGGUUCCUCCGCCAGGGCUGGCUCUUGGUGGUGCCUCCGCGAGGGGAGCCUCGGCCCCGCAUGUUCUUCCUCUUCUCUGAUGUGCUACUCAUGACCAAGCCUCGGCCCCCAUUGCACCUGCUGCAGAGUGGCACCUUUGCCUGCAAGGCCCUCUACCCCAUGAUGCAGUGUCAGCUCCGCAGGGUCUUUGGCCACUCAGGAGGCCCUUGUGGUGGACUGCUCAGCCUGUCCUUCCCCCAUGAGAAGCUAUUGCUUAUGUCCACAGACCAAGAGGAACUGUCACGCUGGUACCACAGUCUGACUGUGGCUAUCAGCAGCCAGAAGAACUAAAGAAAUCUACACAUUCCAGAACUCAAGAUUCUUCAGGGAUAGGUCAGAGCCAGAAGUACAAAGGAAUCCUCUAAACAAAACACAGAACCCUUCAUGGGACAUUGUGUAUUUGCCUAGGAUCAAACUAUGACAGGUCAUUUGACCAGCUCUUCAGAAUCAGGAAACUGAGUCUGACCCAAUUACACUUCGGCUGAACCAGCCCCUAACACACAUGAAGGGAUCUGGGAUUGAUAAGCCCUUUGGCCAGUCAUUUAUCAAGGUUGCAGCUUUAUAAUCGUGGCUAUUUUGUGUUAUGUAUAGUUUUUAUAAUU